AUCUUCAUAGCAAUUCUCUUUCACUCACAGUGAAAAUGGCGCUAUACGAAGCCGAAACUUGAAGUUCUUUGGAAGCUUAUGAGCUUGUCACUUAACGCAAGCAACCCAGCGACUUGAGUGCGGGAUUCGCGCCGAGCCGGUUAUGACGAGCGAUCAUCUAGACAUUCGCCAAGGAUAACGAAACCUUCGUGGGUUCAUUUUAAAGCCGUCUACAAGCAAAGCAGCGAGCGAUGUACGAACUGACAGCACAGGUCACCAGGAGCCUGCUUCCUUUCCCCGCGGUGACUCUUGAGGCUCUGGGAGAGGAUGAGAUCACUCUGGAUUCUGUGCUUCAUGGCAGGUUAACGACUGGCCGUGGAGGACAUGCGUGGCUUGCCUGUGGCCCCCACCUGGAAUUUGUCCAUUCGCUGACUGGAGAGCGUUUGUCUGCAUACUGCUUUAGCGGUGGGGGGGAGCACCCGCCCAGUAUCCUCGCAGUGAGGGACUUCAGCUGGCUCAAAAGGUCGGGAUUGCUGGUGGGCUUGGAAGAAACUGAAGGCAGUGUAUUAUGUCUGUACGACUUGGGACUGUCAAAGGUGGUCAAAGCAAUGAUCAUACCAGGGAGGAUUACAGGAAUUGAACCGUUAGUGAGUUAUGGUGGCGCAAGCACUUCGACACAGCACCUCCACCAGAGUCUUCGCUGGUUCUUUGGCAUUGCCGCUGUAGUAACAGAUCUGGGACAUGUUCUGCUGGUGGACCUCUGUUUGGAUGAUCUGUCCUGCAACCAGAGUGAGCUGGAAGCCUCAGAUUUGCAAGUAGUGACCAAAUCUCCAGGAGCAAUACCCAGACUCAGAGAAGUGAGCAGCAGAGAGGGAAGACAUAUUUGCCUCCAGCUCAGUGGGCCCAGUGGUGUUGCAGCCACAGCUCUGCAAUACAUCCCCAGAACAAACCAACUGGCAGUGGGCUUCUCAGAUGGCUAUUUGCAGCUUUGGAACUUGAAGUCUCUCAGAAAAGAAUACCACUCUCAGUUGGAUGGUGGCAGGGUGCCUGUGCAUGCCUUCACCUUUCAGGAGCCUGAAAAUGACCCAAGGAACUGCUGCUACCUCUGGGCUGUCCAGUCUACUCAGGAUCAAGAGGGAGAUAUGGUCACUCUCCGACUGCUUCAGCUGGCCUUCAGUGAGCGGAAGUGUCUAGCCUCAGGGAAGAUCCAUUAUGAGGGUCUAGAGUACUGCGAGGAGCGUUACAGUCAGGAGCUAAGUGGUGCAGCUUUCCCUCUCGGGGUGCAGACCACCAACACCCGCCUGCUGAGCUGCCAGACAAUCGAGAAAUUCCGACCCCACCCAGACCGGGAUGACAGCAUGAAUGAAGCUGCAUCCCCAGAUACCAGCGUUUCUAUCUUCAGCUGGCAAGUCAAGACCUAUGGCCAAGGAAUGCCAUCCACCUACAUUGGGGUUUUUGACAUCAACCGAUGGUACCAUGCACAGAUGCCAGACUCAUUGAGAACGGGUGAGUCUCUGCAGAACUGUCCCUACUUUGCGGUGUGGUGUCUGGACCAAGUGAUGCAAAUGGCUUCUCCACGCACCCUGCUGGAUGUGAUGAUACAGGAUCACAGUCUCAGCCGAAGCCUGCCCUUAACUUUUCCACCACCAGAACAGUACUUUAAUCCAACCGCAUAUAACUUUGAUGCUAUUUGCUUAUUCAACUCUGGAAUUGUGCAUUCAACCUGUUCUGGAUACCAGAAAGAGACCUUGAGCUUUUUGAAGAAAGCGGUUCCUUGUUCCAGUGACGCCAUCUCCAGCUGCUACUUGCGUUGCCUCAUGUCUGGCCUUUUGUCGUCUCGCCUGGCUGACGCACACAACUCCAGCCCCUCUCAGGAGGACCAGCUGGAUGCUAUCCUGUCAACUGCCGUAGAGACCACGUCUUUGGGACUGAUCACUGGUUGUAUCAAACAAUGGACUGCGGAGGAACAACCAGGCUCUGCAUUAAAUCUGCGCUACAUCUUGGAUUGGGCUUGGAACAAAGUGAUCCAGACCAAGGAGGAACUGGAUGGCAUCUGUGCACCGCUCUUUGACAGCUCAUCCAACUUCACAGACCCUCAGACCAUGCAGCUGCUGCAGCACAGCCACAGACUGCUGGCGAACCUCAGUACCAUCUUCCACUGUCUGCUCACUGAGGCCCAGGAGCUCACUGAGAAAGGUCUAGUUGGUCUUAUCAACAAAAACAUGGUGUCCAGUCUGAUUUCCAAGUAUGCCCAAGUCGUCCUCUGGUUCUGUCGCACUGGUCUGCUGCCCGAAGGAUCAGAUGUGGAUGCCAUGAAGAUCUCCAGGCCUUUCUACAGUCACUCAGUCAUCAACAACUACUACUCUGUUCGCAGGGAGGAGCUCACCACAAUGGCAAAGGGCAAGUGGUGUGCAGAUUGCCUGAUGAUUGACAGUUUGGUCGACCAAUGUGGAGAAGGUUUAAUCAGCCUGUGGAAAAGAGAUGAUGGUGGAACAGGACAGUACCCACCGCCCACCCUUCAUGCUUUGCUAGAUAUGUAUCUUCUGGAAAACGUUGAUGAAGCUUCAAAACAUGCAAUUGUGAUCUACUUGUUGCUAGAUGUUAUGUACUCCUUCCCCAAUAAGGAGGGAGCUUCAGUGAAGUCUUUCCCCAGUGCUUUUGCCAUCCCCAUUGGACUGGUCAAACUGGUCCAAGGCCUCUGGCUGUUGGAUCAUCGUGACCAUCAGAGUUCAUUUGAGCUGCUCCUCCACCCAGCCGCCUCUCAGUGUCACUUUAAGUGGCAGCAUGAGCGUGUCCUGCAAGCCUUGAUGUGCCAGGGCCAGCACUCACUGGCAUUGCGUUACUUUCAUGUCGCAAAACCGCCGAUAUCCUCCACCUCCCAUGCCAGGCUGUGCCUCUCUGUACUGCUACACAACAGGUGUCUCACUGAGGCGAGGUCAUUGCUACAGCAACACUCAAAUCAUCUCAAUGCAUCCGAGCUGCUGGGAUUCAUGUACGAGAGGUGCCAGGAGCUGGGCCUCAUUAAAGAUCUGCUCAAGCUGCCUUUGGGCCACACUGAACAGGAAACUUUGGAGAAGUUUCUUCAAACCACAGGUGGUCUGGACAACAGAGAAAUACUCAUGGUUCAUUACCUUCAGCAGUCCAACUACAUACCUGCCCUGCGACUCAACCACAGCCUCAAAAUGCACCCAGUGAAUGAGCGAGACCCAAAAAUUAAAGAGCGUUCCAACAUCCGCAACUGUAUUUUGGAUCAGUAUGGCAAAGUUCUUCCCACAGUGCAGAGGAAACUGGCAAUGGAGAGAGCCAAACCCUACCAACAUCCUAGCAUCACCCACAAAGAAGUGACUCGUCCACAGCCUCUGUCAGCCAUCACCAAGCGUUCCGCUAAUGAGAAGGUGAUGUCGAGGGCAGGCUUUAUCUACAGUGUUCUCAACAAGAUUGAAGAGGUGUGGUUGGGCAAAGGAGAUACGCCGCAGUCCUCCCCCACUAUGAGUCCAAGGACAGCUGGAUUCUCGAGUCCUGGGCUCCAGGCUGCAUCCCUGACCCAACCAGAGCCAUUCCUGGGAACACCAAUUACAAUGAGCUCUAAACGAAAGUCAAGGCUAAUAGACGCCUGGCAAAUGACUCAGCCUCUACUAAGUCCAGCCAGACCGUCGAGCAUCUGUGUCUUUCCAAAAAGCACCACGAAAGCCCCUGAAUUCAGCCUGUUACAAACGCCGCAGGUUGUCAAGCGAGCUCGUGCCUUGGCUGCUUCCGGGUCUGUUUUCACAGCCUUUACCCCUCAGUCCAUCCUACGUAGCAGCCUGAGGCCGACUCCUGUGGCCACGCCCUCUGCGUCUCCCAGGCGUUCCAUCACACCUCCACUCCGCAUCAAAGAGAGUCGCAUCACCUUUAGUGAAUUGGCAGAAUCUCCUGAAGUCCAAACAGACAUCCACUUGACCAAUGGGGUGGCAGCAGAUGGUGAGAUUAGCUUACUAACAACUGAAGCCAGGCCAUCCAAUACACGUAAAACCCGGUCCUCGCAACUUGCUGAUGAGGAAGCUGAGCAGCUCCACGUAAAGUUUAUGCCUCCCGAAGGUGGCAUUCCAUCACCACAGUUGAGAUGCUCUGCGAGGCAGUCCUUCUUUACAGAAGCAACCAAGCCAUCAAACAUGACUCAACUUAUUUUGAGCUUUGACACUAGCCAGACAUCCUUUCGGUCGACAGACACCACUCUGGAGUACUAUGAUGCUCCUCUCGCAGACGAUCAACAAGAAGAAAAAGAUAAUAUAUUUACAGAGAAGGCAGAUGAUGUGACCAUGAACAUCAAGUUCCCAACUGAUGAAGCAGAACCACAGCAGAACUCUUUACCAACCUCUGAGCCUGCCCCUAUCCUGGUGUCAAAUGAUGCCGAGUGUGAAGACCAGGAGCUGAUGGAAGAUCAGACAUUUGACGAAGCAGCACAGUAUAAAACAAACAAACCAGAUGAUGAAUCAAGCUGCAAGCAAGAAUAUGCUGCACUUAUUGACCAAGAGGAAACAUCCAGUCAUGGUGAUCAUCUGUCCCCAGAGAAACAAUCUCUGUCACUAAUCACUGAGGAGAACCCAGUCCAGUCAGAGGUCAUGGAAUCCACAGCCCACAUUACAAAGAGAAACACAUACGGAGACGCUGAUUCCACAGCGUCCACACAUCACCUGAACGCAUGUGAAGACACUGAAGCUGCCAACUUCAUUGAGCACAUGAAUGCAUGUGGGGACACUGAAUCCCCAACCACAUUCACUGAGAAUGUGAACGUAUGUGGUGACAUAGAGUCCAAACUUGUACCAGCUGAGAACAUAGAGCAAUCUCCAGAUCUGACCGAGUUUGUGCAGCGACAUUUGUUUGGCAGCGACCUCUGGUCCAGAGUCCAUGACUUAUCACCACCAACACCCAGCACUGACGUGCCAGGUGAUAUCGAAGAGGGCGAUGAGACUGCGCCUGAAGGUCCAUGUGAGCUCACCAGCCAAAAAUCUACGGUCUCAGUCACAUUAUCAGGACCAACUGGCACGCACUCCCACGGUGAAGAAGAUCUGACUGACUUUGUACAGCGACAUUUGUUUGGUGCCGACCAAUCUCCUCCUCUGACCCGCUCUGGAAUUCAUCACACACCCCAAACAACCCUCAGCAUUGAAGUGCAAGGUGAUGUCGAAACGGAUGAUGAAUCUGCUGUUGCAGCUCCACCCUUGUUCACCAGCCAAAAAUCCACCAGCUCUGUGACGUCCUCGGAGCCAACUGGCACAGACUCACACUCUGUUAUGAGUGUGAACGAGGACAGCGAAGAAAUUUCCAUCUCAGAGUCUGAAGAGGAGGAGGAGGAAGAAGAUGGGGUGGAAGAGGAAUCUGAUGAGGGUAAUGAGGAGGAGAACUCGGGCAGUGAGGUGGAAAUCAUUGAGGAGGUCCAGGGUAACGGAAGCCUCCCAGCCAGCUCGGUCUUAGUACAGCAGGAACACGAUCACUUCUUACCAGCUUUAUCAGAGCAGGAUGAUGCAGCGUUUUCUCUCAUAACACCAGGAGUGGAAAUGAAGGUGGUCGGAGAGGAGAUGGGAGGCGAGGUGUUGAUGGUGAGACUCGGUGCUAAUACCGGAGCGAUGGAAGCGCUGGAGGAUGAAGGUCAGGGGUCAUCUUACAUGGAUCUUAAACCUUCAACCACUCUCCUGGUUCCUCUUGAGCUCAUGGACGGACAACAGGACGCGGUCGACAGCGUCCCAUUUGGACUGCCUGAGAUUCAUCAAACCGCUGUGACGGAUGACCAAACUCACAGCGAUUUCUCGCUAAUGUUGGAUGUGGAAGAGGACCAGGUUAAAGACACACCUCUGUCGCCAAUGGACGACAAUCAGCGGUCAUCAAAACCGUCUUCUCCUGAGUCCAUAUUGGCUUCUGAUGGCCUUGUGACAGAAGCAGAGAUUGUGAACCAGGAGACUAUCAGGUUUGAUAAUGGAACACAAGAAGAUGACGGAAUGGAAAUUGAACCUUUGGUUGACAAUGAAAUCAAUGGACAAACGGACCUACUGAACAGUCACAUCGAUGAAGAGCACAACAUGGAAGAGCCUCAAGAACAAAUAGAAGAUCUUGAACCUACUACAUUGCCAGACUCUGGGUCUCCUUUAGAGAAGGAACCUACAGAAGCUUUGGAGACAAAGGAUAAUGAAGAUUCUGUUGCCGCAAAAGACGCAGAGGAGAUGGAGGAAAAUGAGGGCAAAGCUGAAACCGUGCAGGAAGACCUUCAUACUACAAGUCAUGUAGAUACCCCUAACUCUUUGGAGGAACAGCAGCAGGUAGUUGACCACACAUCUUUAGAAACUGAACCGGAUAUCAGGCCUGAAAGUCCAAGCGAGACCACAACUACUAGUGAAACCAGAGUUGAAGAUGUGCAGCAAAAUACAAGUUCAACCACCAAACCUGAAGAACAGCUUAGAGUCCCAGAAACACGAAAUUAUCGGAAGAACAAGACAACCGAGUUCACCCCAACACGGAUGUCAACACGAGCGAGAAGAACUGUCACCUUCAUCUCCCCCCUCCCAGAGGAACCAGAGACAGACGAGAACAAAGUAGCUGUCCCUGCAUCGCCCAGUCGUACACCUAGAAAAACUAAAGGAACCAAAGUCCGAGCCGACACACCUCGGAGAAGCACACGCAAAGCUUCAACUGAAAUUCCUGAAGUCCAUGAGGAAAGUCCUGAGGUCAAUCAGGAGAAAGAUGUGGAUGAUGCCACUGUAGCGUCAAGUACCUCCUCUGCCGUUUCUCCUUCCAGACGACGGGCUUCUCAAAGAGACGCUCCUUCAAGAAUCAAACAAAUGAAUGAAAGCAAAGAACCUGACACCAUAAAGGAGGCGGAACAAGCAGAAGAAGUCAUGGAUGAAACACUUGCUCCGGGACCAACCACCAGGCAUUCUACCCCGGCCAAACGCAGGACCGCUCAGGCAUCCACUCCAAGGAGGUCUAGCCGCAGAAACCUGAACAAAAGUGAGGUGGCGCCACCGACUUUAGAGGUUUUAAAAGAGGAGGAGAAAGAGGAGGAAGUUUCUUCCCCGAGUAUCAAACACAGCACCAGAAAGACCAAAGUAAAAGCGUCGAAAGAGUACGACAACAGAAAUUCAAGCUCAAGUCGAACGACACGUCAAUCAAGCCGCACGACUCUGAAUGCGUAUCCACAGAGUGCAACAAAGAUGGAAGCGAGCAUCAGCGGAAACGUUGAUGAUGUGCACGAGCCCACGAUGAACAGCACCGUGGCUCACACAAGCCUGCGACGGACAACCAGGGGGCAACUGUGGGACCACCCGGAAGAAGACCUCUUCCUACUGGCUUCGCCUCUAGAGGUGGAUUCCGAAACUCCCAUAGCAGACGCUCUGAUCAAGAGGCUCCGGGAUGAGGAGGAGAAGCGGGAAGGAGGGGUUGUCAGAAGGAUGUUGAGGACAAGAAGUACCAAAUCAACAGAGUUGGCGGCAGAACCUGCAGACGACAUCGGCCCAGGAGAGCUUUACUACUCCCCCUCACGGAGGAGAACGAGAGCCAGCAGAGCAGAGUCUCCAGGCCCCAGUGAAGAGUUUCCAGUGGCCGCCUCUCGCAACAGGGGAAGAAAUGCCAAAAGUGUCUCAAAGGAUGAAUUAACUUCAGAAGAAGAGGGGAAAUCAGCCACUAACACUAGAAGAACUGGAAAACGAACGGCUAAAUCCAAAAAUGUCUUGCAGCCGGCCCCCGUAUUCACAGCUGAAGUGAUCUCACCGCUGCCCAGUCCGGCAGAUCAAGUCCCACGAGCACAGAAGAGGAUCAAGGAAGCGGACGCUCCAACCUCAAGCAUAAACCUCCGACGUAAACGCAUAAUGGAAAGGGUCUUCACCAAGCCUGUCACCAGGAGGAAGAACAUCUGAUUGGAUGGAAGUGGAAUACCAGAGCUCGUUCUCUGGUGGAUCAGCAGAACAAAAAUUUUAGAGGCUCCCUUAAAAGAACCAGAGAAGAAAGUAAUCUUGCUUCUUAGUACAGAGGCUUUAUUUACAUUCUCUUUUUAAGUUUGUGUGUUCCUAAUUUUAACAUUUUGGAAAAGCGAUGAUUAAGCAACUAAUAUUUCUAACAAAGUGUAAAUAAUUAUUUUUUGUUUCUUUGUUUCAAAUAAAUAAAUUCAUUUAGAGGUUUUGUGGCUCAUGCUGAUCACUGCUCUGGUCUUAAAGGUUUUGAUGGAUUGGGGGGGGGCACAUGAUGAUGUUGACCAGUGUCAAGAUGUUUACUCUAAAUAUUGUACAGGAAAAACACACUUUGGAUUUGUUUGACUUGUUUUGGAACACAUGAAGCGUGUUGGUGAUAUGGCUGAAUACAUAGGCUAUUUUCUGAUGAAUGUCUUAUUUUUUGAUGACUGCUCUUUGAUAAAUACAGUAAAGAUUGAAUCAUA
This is a messenger RNA of Doryrhamphus excisus (bluestripe pipefish), 8380 nucleotides long. RefSeq names its product AT hook containing transcription factor 1 (gene ahctf1). NCBI's taxonomy places the organism in Eukaryota, Metazoa, Chordata, Actinopteri, Syngnathiformes, Syngnathidae. The record is from RefSeq and is a predicted model, not a curated record.